GUGAAAACUUUUGCGGAGGCUGUGCCAUCGCUGUGGUUCCAGAUCUCACUGGUCGGUUUGACGUAUGACACUGCCAGCACAGAAAACCUUGUAGUGACCUUCGCGUCCAUCGCCACUGGGAUGCUGACCGUGGGACAUGUUCUCUUCCUGGAGACAUCCGUGCUUCGCCACUUGUGCCACCUCGGAGAGCUUCUGGUCUUGAAGCAAUGGGCGCUUUUGCUCGCCUAUGCAGGGACGUUCUGCUGCUGGUCAGUCUGCGUUGUGCGCCUCUUGGGUGUGUUCCUUUGUCCAGGACACAUCCUCAAUGUCGAAUCUGGCUGCCUACCAGCGAAGCUCUGA
Molecule: messenger RNA, 339 nt
Organism: Symbiodinium pilosum
Lineage: Eukaryota; Dinophyceae; Suessiales; Symbiodiniaceae
Source: the annotation of a GenBank genome assembly